UAGUCAUUCAAGUUCCGAGACUUGCUCAAGUAACGGCUACCACAUAGAGAAUUCUGAUCCCAUUCGAAGCACAGCGGAGCUAACAACUAACUGCAGCACAUAAACGGAGUACUUGGAAAGCCAAAGGAUGGCCGCGAAUCCCCAAUGGUUAAGGCUUAACAUUCUAGUUGUGCUCCUCCAGCUGGGUGGAUUGAACCUCAUCCAUGCCAAUACCGAGACAUGCAGCAGUCGUCAGCAGCAAUGCCCAUUGCAACCGUUAUAUCGCUCGGUCAACGAUCAUCGCAGUGAACUGGAGGAAUACGACGAGCACCUAAUAUAUAGACAAACAAAUGAGAGGAAUGACAAGCCAAUGUAUCGGGAGAACAGUCGGCGAGAUGAUUGGUCAGUACGACUAGACUCCGAGGAUCGCGUACAGUUACUUGCUCGCGAUGACAGGCGGGACUCUCGCAGGGAAGUGCGACAAACUGAUCGUCGCGAUCAUACUCGCCGAGAGGCAGAACGUGAAGAUACCCGUGAUGAUACUCGCCGAGAGGAUCUGCAAAGGGAAGUACGUUCUGUUCUCCGAAGAAAGGACUACGAUGAUAAUCGUAGGGAACAACGCAAAGAUUUCCGAAGCGAACAACGUGAUGUUAUUAGCCGAGAGGACCGUGUAGAUCUUCGAAGGGAAGGCCACUCUGAUAUCCGAAGAGAGGAACGCGGUGAUAUUCGCAUAGAUAGCCGCAAUGAUUUCCAAAGGGAGGUUCGUGAUGGCAGUCGCCAAAAAGAACGCGAAGAUCUCCGAAGGGAAGAAAGUUCUGAUCUCCGAAUGGAAGAACGUCGGCGAGAGGAAAGCGAAAAGGAUAUCGGCCGAAAGGAACGUGAUGCUAUUCGCAUGGAAAGCCGCGAUGAUUUCCGAAGAGAGGAACGCGACGAUAUUCGCCUAGAAGAUCUCCGAAGGGAAGAAUUUGGUGAUAUUCGCACUGUAAGCCGCAAUAAUUUCCAAAGGGAGGAACGUGAUGAUAUCCACCGCGAGGAACGUAAUGAAAUUCGCAUGGAAAGCCGCGAUGAUUUGCGAAGGAUGGGUGAUUAUACUCGUCGACUGGAACGCGAUGACCUCCGAAGGGACGAACGCUAUGAUAUUCGCCGAGAAGAUCUCCGAAUGGUUGUGCGAUCUGAUCUUCGUAGGGAGGAACAUGAUGACAUUCGUCGAGAGGAACGCGAAGAUUCCCGAAGAGAGGAACGUGAUGAUAUUCGCCGAGAAGAUCUCCGAAGGGAAGAACGCUUUGAUCUCCUUAGGGAGGAACAUGAGGAUGCCCGAAGAGAGGAACGUGAUGACGUUCGUCGAAAAGAAGACUUACGAAGCGAAGGACGCGAAGAUCUCCGAAGGGAAGAACGUUAUGAUGUUCGGCGAGAGGAACGCGAAAAUGAUAUCCGCCGAGAGGAGCGUGCUGAUAUUCGCAUGGGAAACCGAGAUGAUUUCCGAAGAGAGGAACGCGAUGAUAUUCGCCGAGAAGAUCUUCGAAGGGAGGAACGUGAUGAUUUUCGCCGCAAGGAACGCGAAGAGGGCAUCCGUCGAGAAGAACGCUCCGAUCUCCCAAGGGAGAAACGAGAGGAUUUCCGAAACGAAGGAUGCUCCGAUCUCCAAAGGGAAGAACGUGAUGACAAUACACGAAAACAAGAACGCUCCGAUCUCCGAAGGGAACAGCGUAAUAAUAUUCGCGAUGAUGCAUUGCGACGACAUGAGCAACGAGAAGACAUCCAGCGACGUGGCGAAAAUGAGGAACGCGACAGUCGUCGCUAUGAGGAAAGGUUGGAGCGUGUGGAUGCAGAACGCGAUGAAAGGCGAGUGAGUCGGGAGGGUAUGCGACGAGUUGAAAUUGAAAGUGACCGAGAAGUUCGAGACUCCGAUAUGGUCUCUCGCCGUGAAAUUCAACGUGAUGGCCUUCAGCAACAAGAACGUAAUAGUCGUCGUGGAGAGGAACGCACUGUGCAACUACGUGAAGACCGCGAUAUAUCUCGAAGACAGGAACGUGAAGCUCGUCGCGAUGAGAUGCGAGCAGAGCGCGGCACUCGACGACAGACUGAACGAGUUGAUCUGUUGGAUGCUGCUCGAAGACAGCAGCUUGAAACCCGCCGUCGUGUGAACGUGGAGCGAGAUGCGAUGAAUCAAAUAAAUCACGAGAGGAGACGGGAAAGGGAAGGAAUUCAGCGUUCAAGUGAUCGCUAUGUUGUUCGACAAGAGGAAAGAAACGAUCUCCGCCUUGUAAAUCGUGAGGAACGAACACAGAAACAGGAAGAUCGUCAACUUGUUACGGAAAACAUGCGGCGGAUCGUUAGCUCUCGGCGUGAAGAUCGUUUUGGAGAUCAACAUGAGAACCGACGAGACGAACGUGUUGAUAUCCGACGAGAGGAGGGCAUCAACCGCCGUCAUCAAGAGCGCGAUAUCUCACGCAGCCAAGAACACGAGCAACGCGGUGUAUCUCGAAGAGAGGAACGUGAUGCCGAUAUCUCUCGACGUGGAGAACGACGUGGAGAUAUGCGGGAGGACGAUCGACAGCAGGUCGACAGUCCUCGUGACAUGGAACGUCGUGAGCGCGAGGCUUUAGCCGCUAGGGGGUCAAUGGAGAGUGAGGGACGUGAAAGUCGAGAAGAUGCCAGGUUGAGUGCCCGUGUCAUAUCGUCAGCAUAUAAGAGCAAUAAUCUUGAAGACCAAAGGCUGUUUGCACAGGAUAUGUCUCUGGCCUGGCUAAGCAAUAACUACAGCAAACAGAUUCUUUUGAUUGCAGGUCAAGCGCUAAUUUUGCUAGUACUCUACUCAAAGUUGAACAGCCGUAAGGGACAUGAUCUGGGACACCGACUGGGUCAUCAUAUCCAGGGCUUUAUGCAUCCAGCUGGCUGUUAAGGCACACGGCUAACACGACAAACACGGCUUUACGAGAAACUUGAUAACCUGAAACGCAUAAGUACCUAAGCAAAUAUACAUACAUAUAUACGGAAAUGCUAUUUAAAGAAUAACCCCUUCGUUCCCACAUACCGUGCAGCGAGCUGAAUGCCGAGAGUGGAUCUGAGAGAUGUGUUUGCAAAUGUAUUCUACAAUUUAUUCGAACUGUUACUGUAAACUGUAAACUGUAAACUACACUGAACUACAAGCAAAUAUAUAAGUUAUACAUAGUUGAGCAUA
Molecule: messenger RNA, 3160 nt
Organism: Drosophila navojoa
Lineage: Eukaryota; Metazoa; Arthropoda; Insecta; Diptera; Drosophilidae
Source: RefSeq, a predicted model, not a curated record